This is a messenger RNA of Auanema sp. JU1783, 936 nucleotides long. NCBI's taxonomy places the organism in Eukaryota, Metazoa, Nematoda, Chromadorea, Rhabditida, Rhabditidae. The record is from the annotation of a GenBank genome assembly.
AUGGGCAACGAGCAAUCAUUUACACCUGUCGAAACGAUGAAACCAGGAAGUCGAAGAAGCUUGGAUGCGACGUUAUUACGUCAGGUCAACACAGGACAUCUCUCUCCACGCGUAUCCAUCGUUGGUCAUUCAAUCACACCGCAAAGUCAAACUAACCAUUCUUCACAUAAUCUUUUACAAUCUGAAAAUCGAAAGCUUGCACAUAAGCUGUCCGACGUAGGACUCCCUCCAAAUUCCAAUAUAAACCUCCAGCAUCACCGUUUGAGUACGGAUUGUGCUUCAGAUCUUAGACAUUUCAAACCCAAGCUUUCGUUAACUGGUAGAGAAGACAUGGGAAAUCAGCAAGGUCGAAGGCUUUCUCGGGCUGCCGUUCAUUUGGAAAAUGGUGGGGAAGCCGGUGCAUCACUGGUUGAUUCGCUAAAACUCUCUCCAUAUCAAAUGCAGCUGCUUCAAACGACAUGGACCAGGAUUAAAGGAAAUAGCAAUACAUUUGCCCAGGUCUUCAAGUUGCUAUGCUUCAAAUCGACAAUUUGUCGAGAGAUGUUUCAAAAGAUGUCCAUUGUUGAGGGUUUCCGAUCGAAUCAAUGCUGUGACUUGAAUAUGCAUGCAAAGGUUUUAGCAGAUUUAUUAGAUUCUUUAAUGUCAGAUCUGACUCAGUCUUCAAAAAUUGUACAAGCUCGUUGUAUGGAUAUUGGGGCUUCACAUGUGAAUAUGAAUGAAAGAUGUUGUGGAAGCUUAUGGGACCAACUGGGUGAAUGCUUGACAGAGGUCAUAACUAAAGUUGAAUGUGUUCGCUCCAAGCGUGAAGCAGUCAAAGCCUGGAUUUCGUUGCUCAGUUAUUUGGUAGAUGGGAUGAAAUGUGGAUAUAUGGAUGAAUGGAAAAGAAAACAAAAUGGGAGAUUAUGUCACAGCAAUGGCUACGACAGUCAAGAAUAA